Xylaria bambusicola is the source of this 1525-nucleotide messenger RNA. RefSeq lists its product as uncharacterized. The transcript has 4 exons. Bases 100 to 1350 code for a protein of 416 amino acids. The record is from RefSeq and is a predicted model, not a curated record. Gene Ontology annotation, biological process: translational elongation. Gene Ontology annotation, molecular function: translation elongation factor activity. Lineage: Eukaryota; Fungi; Ascomycota; Sordariomycetes; Xylariales; Xylariaceae. Gene Ontology annotation, cellular component: nucleus; cytoplasm.
AAAAAAACUACAGUGGCUCAGGGAGUGGCCACAACUGCACCUUCUCUCAUCUUCUCUUCCCCUCCCAACUUUUCCCAGCACCAGGCUUCACAGUCAACCAUGGCGCCUUUCGGAAAGAUCUUCACCAGGGAGCUCAACCCCCGCACCACCGCCAUCCUCGCGGUUGCGAAGGCUAAUGGCCUCGAACUCGAGGUCGUCGAGGUCGAUCCCGCAAAGCCCUCUGAUGAGCUCCUGAAGGCCAACAAGCUCGGCAAGGUCCCUACCUUCAUCGGCAGCGAUGGCUACGUUCUCUCCGAGACUAUUGCCAUCAACAUCUACAUCACUUCUCAGAAUGAGAAGACCACCCUUCUCGGCAAGACCAAGCAGGACUAUGCCUCAAUUCUGAAGUGGAUGUCGUUCUUCAACAGCGAGCUCCUUCCCAACUUGGGUGCUUGGUACCGCCCUCUCUUGGGCCUGGACCCCUACAACAAGAAGAACAUCGAUGAAGCUAUUAAGGCCUCGAGCAAGGCUCUCUCUAUCGUCGAGGAGCACCUUCUCCACAACACGUUCCUCGUUGGCGAGCGUCUCACACUCGCUGAUCUCUUUGCUACUAGCAUCGUCUCGCGUGGCUUCCAGUUUUUCUUCGACAAGGACUGGCGCGCUGAGAAUCCUAACAUCACUCGAUGGUAUGGAACUGUCUACAACCAGCCCAUCUACCUCGACGUUUCUAAGCCUUUGGAAUUCCUCGACAAGCCCAAGCUAGUCAACAUCCCCCCCAAGAAGGCCGAGCAGCCCAAGGCUAAGAAGGCCGAGCAAGCUAAAGCCCAGCCUAAAGCCGCCCCAGCUGCAGCAGCAGCGGAGGAGGAGCCUGCUCCCGCUCCCAAGCCCAAGCACCCCAUUGACCUUCUCCCCAGAUCAGAGUACCCUCUCGAUGAGUGGAAACGAUUCUACUCCAACAACCCUCCUGCUGAGGCUAUGGAGUACUUCUGGAAGACUGUUCCUUUCACCGAUUACUCUAUCUGGCAGGUAGACUACAAAUACAAUGACGAGCUAAGGCUGGUCUUCAUGUCCAACAACCUGAUUGGUGGUUUUAACAACCGUCUAGAGGCUUCCCGCAAGUACCUGUUUGGCGCAGCCAACGUUUAUGGCGAGAACCACGAUUCGGUUAUCUCGGGUGCCUUCGUUAUCCGAGGUGACGAAUAUCUACCCGUAUUUGAUGUCGCUCCCGACUAUGAGAGUUACGACUUCAAGAAGCUAGACCCCAACAACCCCGAGGAUCGGGCUAUUGUUGAGUCACGAUGGAAGAUGGACAAGCCUGUCACCGUUGGUGACAAAGAAUACAAGUAUGCUGACGGAAAGGUCUUCAAAUAAUCGAUGACUCAGCCUAGGUGACAUGAUUACGCGUUGAUGAAUUUAUGUCCAAUGGGUAUGGAAAAGGGAUGGAUGAAACGGGAGGGGAGUGAUGGAUGAUGACCUAUCGCUGUCUAGCUAUACCUCUGUGAAUGAAAAAAUAGUAAAACUUGUGAUACCAAGCCACCGCUGCCCC